ACAAACCGGCCCGUCGCAAUCUGUCAACGUACGCUUGGAAAGGACAAAAUUCUUCUGCCCUUUCGCACACGAAGCAUCACUGAAAGGUAUAUCGAUGCAUGCAACUAUAAUCGAAUUCUAACUCAGUUCUUCACCUCUGGUCAUCAGAAAUUCUGUACUACUGUACUUGCUCUAAGCAAGCAAUGUGAGCCAUGCGUGGAAGGGUUGCAGGCCUCUAUGUGUACGAAGCACAUCAACUUCUCUGACCUCACCAUUCCGCAAGAGCUAGCCAUCUCCCUCCCGCUAUAAACAAUACUGCAAGCUUAAUAAUGUCCCAUAAACUACUCACGCAAAGCAUAACACAUCCCAUUUGAGCAUUAGCCUGGCAAACCUGGCAGCCUCCUUGCCAGGCCAAGCAGCAAUGGAAGAGAUUCGGAGAUCGAUGGAGGACCUGCAGCACCGGGCAGGCCGCGUGGCGCGGCGGGCCGUGCUGUUCCGGGUGCCGCGGCGGUCCGCGGCUAGGGCGGCGGGGGCGGCGCCCGCGGGGGGAAGGAAGAAGAAGAUGACGGUAGCGAGGCUCGGCGGGAAAAGGAGGUUCUUUGGCGCGAUCCGGCGGCUGCGGAUGCGAUGGAUGGCGGCGCUGUACAGGCGCGCGCUGCGGCGGCUGCGUGCGUACUACGCCAGGGCGAUCCAGGACCUCCUCGAGGGUGCGGCGGUCGUCAGCUCCCUCCGUGCGCAGGCUGGCGCCGACUGCUCCUUCGGCACCGCGUUCGCGCCGGUGGUGACCGUCGGGCACUGAGAUCUGUCACGGGCUCACGGCUGCAUGCUGUGUUGGGCUUUGCUUGUUUAGACGCCUCUCUCUCUCUCUCUCUCUCUCUCUCUCUCUCUCUCUCUCUCUCUCUCUGAGUCUCUUCAAUUGCAUUUCUUUUGCUCUUUGUGCCGCCCUUCCUCCUGUUGUUCGUAGCUAGUAAUUUAGCAUGUCAAUUCUUGUCAUGCACUGUAUUGUAUGGCUACUUCCUGGAAAAGAAAGAAAAAAAAUAAAAACUCUUUUUUUU
Messenger RNA from Phragmites australis (common reed), 1034 nucleotides. RefSeq lists its product as uncharacterized. Lineage: Eukaryota; Viridiplantae; Streptophyta; Magnoliopsida; Poales; Poaceae. The transcript has a single exon. The coding region runs from base 401 to 778 and encodes 125 amino acids. The record is from RefSeq and is a predicted model, not a curated record.